GGUCAUGUGAAGAUAUUACUGCCAGUGUUGUUUUUUAGUUCUUUUUAUAGUCUUUAUCACAUUUCUAGUAUUUAUUUCUGAACUUUUAAGUUUUUUAUUAAGCUAAAUGAUAUUUAUAGAUGAAUACACGUUAAAAUCUUUCUAAAUUUCCAAUUAGUUCGACGUAUUUGACUUACGUAGUUUUAGGUUACCACAACAAGUUCAUCUGCCAUCUUGCAAAUAGUGAGUUUAUGGUGUUUCAUUGUCGAUCGUUUAAAACAAAGUUUAAAAUUACGGAAUCUGACAAAUGUUUAAAUGGACGGAACGUCCAUUAUUACUCAAGUCACGCGUGAUGAGGAACAAUUAGGAAACUACUCCUCAGAGAGAGUUCAGUUGCCUCGUGUGGACAGUGAGUUAUGUUCUUCAGGUAUAAAAAAGAGAGGGCGAGGUGGUGUCCUAAGGAGCCUUUUAUGCUGCUUUGGAGGUGGUUCUACAGAUGGUAGUAAGGGAUCUGGCGGUCCAGGAGAUGCUGGACGAUACUCACCUCCCCUCAGCCCUGGAUCACCAAGGUUUCUUUUACCUCCUGUCAGGCACCAGGACAUGCACAAAAAGUGCAUGGUUAUUGACUUAGAUGAAACACUUGUCCAUUCAUCUUUCAAGCCAAUCAACAAUGCUGAUUUUGUAGUACCAGUCGAAAUAGAUGGAACUGUUCAUCAAGUGUAUGUGCUGAAAAGACCUUAUGUUGAUGAAUUCUUACAACGGAUGGGAGAACUUUAUGAAUGCAUUCUCUUUACUGCCAGUCUUGCCAAGUAUGCUGAUCCCGUUGCUGAUCUUCUUGACAGGUGGGGUGUUUUUAGGUGUCGACUCUUUAGAGAGUCUUGUGUCUUCCAUCGUGGUAAUUAUGUUAAGGAUCUUAACAAGCUCGGAAGGGAUCUUCAAAAAGUUGUUAUUGUUGACAAUUCACCAGCAUCAUACAUAUUUCAUCCCGACAAUGCUGUGCCUGUAGCAUCAUGGUUUGAUGACAUGACAGACACCGAGAUGUUAGACCUCAUCCCAUUCUUCGAAAAGCUUAGUAAGUCAGAGAGUGUCUACUCGAUGCUGUGCAACUCGAACCACCCUUAUUCUGCUAGUGGAGGAGGAGAUAUUAAUAAUCACAUUUCGUCAUAGCACAACCUUUGCUUCCUCUUCAUAACUUCACCCUGUGCCAACUAUGCCUUCACUAAAUAUUCAGUGUCUUUAACAUAGACCAUUUGUAAAAUUUGUAUGUGUGAAUGUGAAGAUGUAAGUCUUUAUGUAUAUAUGUAUACAAACAAUAAAAAAGUAAUAGGAUAUAUAUAUCCACGCUGUAUGACUGGCAAGAGAAGAAAUUUAUGUAUAACCAAUGUCUCAAAAAGUUUUAUACAUUUGAUAACCUUUGUAGCCAUUAAUUUUGACUUCACCGUGUAAAUAUGUAUUUUCCUCUAGCUAUAUUUCUGUUUAUUUUUUUUUUUUAAUUUGAUUUCCAGUUUUUGUUUUAUUUUUAAAUUCUUAUAAUGCUAGAGGGAAAUAUAUACUUUUUAUAAAUAAGUUUCAAUAAUGUUGCUGAUAAGCAAUGCCUGUACAUAAAAUCGUAAAUAUUGUACUGUAAUAAAGAAAUGAUAAUAUAAAUCUUAUGUUAUUUUUAAAUAUAAUAUUUUU
Molecule: messenger RNA, 1656 nt
Organism: Nezara viridula (southern green stink bug)
Lineage: Eukaryota; Metazoa; Arthropoda; Insecta; Hemiptera; Pentatomidae
Source: the annotation of a GenBank genome assembly